UCAUCCCACCAUUCCUGGGUGGUUUGCGGAGCAUUGCCCCGUAUGCCAGGCCAAGCACACUUCUUAAAGGUAGAAAAAAUUAUAUUUCAAGGAAAGUCUGAAUUCCAAAGUAUGAUGGUGUUUGAGUCAUCAUCAUACGGCAAGGUUUUUGUUCUGGAUGGAGCUCUCCAACUCACAGAAAAGGAUGAGUUUUCAUACCAAGAAAUGAUUACUCACCUUCCUCUCUGCUCUAUUCCCAACCCCAAAAAGGUGUUGCUUAUUGGGGGAGGAGAUGGUGGUAUCCUACGUGAAAUCUCUCGACAUUCUUCCGUUGAGCAGAUUGAUAUAUGCGAGAUUGACACGAUGCUGGUGAACGUGUAUAAGGAAUUCUUCCCUGAAAUUGCUGUUGGAUACGAGGAUUCUCGAGUAAAACUUCAUGUCAGAGACGGAACUAAAUUUUUGAAGUCUGUUCAAAGUGGUACCUAUGAUGCUAUAAUAGUGGAUGCAUUUGACCCAAUAAGACCUGAAGAUGAGCUUUUCAAAAGUUCAUUCUUUGAGUUGGUGGCAAAAGCUCUCCGCCCCGGUGGAGUGAUGUGUAUCCAGGCGGAAAGUCUAUGGUAUCCGGCACUCAGCAUUGAAGAUCUCGUCGCAAAUUGUCUCCGGAUAUUCAAAGGCUCUUCCAGCUAUGCAUGGACGAUAGUUCCUACUUAUCCAAGUGGAGUAAUAGGUUUCAUGCUUUGCUCUACUGAGGGUCCCUCCGUGGACUUCAAACGUCCUGUCAACCCCAUCGAUCCAGAACAAACUUUCGGUGUGGCAAAAGAGCCACUGAAAUUUUACGACUCAGAGGUACAUUCUGCCGCAUUUUGUCUACCAUCAUUUGCAAAGAAGUCAGUGAACUCCAAAGUCAUCUGAAAUAGCAGCAGUCUGAAGGGGAGUUGUCACCAUUACAACUGAAACAUAAAAGGAUCGAUAAAAUUGAUUUUCAGCAAUAAGUAAUCAGAAUAUAUGCCAAGACUCCAGCCUCAGAAAUCAGAAUCAAUGUUGUGAUAGAAACUCAA
Molecule: messenger RNA, 1037 nt
Organism: Pistacia vera
Lineage: Eukaryota; Viridiplantae; Streptophyta; Magnoliopsida; Sapindales; Anacardiaceae
Product: spermidine synthase 1-like
Exons: 9
Coding region: 43-891 (282 amino acids)
Biological process (GO): spermidine biosynthetic process
Cellular component (GO): cytosol
Molecular function (GO): spermidine synthase activity
Source: RefSeq, a predicted model, not a curated record